Messenger RNA from Acyrthosiphon pisum (pea aphid), 910 nucleotides. RefSeq lists its product as uncharacterized. The transcript is spliced from 7 exons. NCBI's taxonomy places the organism in Eukaryota, Metazoa, Arthropoda, Insecta, Hemiptera, Aphididae. The coding region runs from base 149 to 730 and encodes 193 amino acids. The record is from RefSeq and is a predicted model, not a curated record.
CAUCAACUUGUAUACUAUGUUAUUAUAUUAACAUUACGACCAUUAUCAUUUAUUAGCUUUUUCGUUUCAUAAAUUUAUAUAUUCCCGUUGUUACUCAGUACUUACAUUAAAACCAAAAGAUACUUAAGGAAGUUAUCAAGAUUGCACGAUGGAAGGUGAUACAUUAUUCAAUGAAGCUCAAAAACUUGAAAAAAGAUUUCUUCAAUACAAACAAUUUUGGGAUAAUUUAAUGCAGCAAUCAAAUUCACUGGAUAAAGAAAAGUUGUUGCUGUGUAAUCGAUUAUCAAAAUUGAAUUUCGAAAUAAACAAUUUACAAAAAAACAAAACCCAACUCGACAAACUAAAGUGUAAAUUAGAAAUGGAUGUGGAAGAAUUAUCUGAGAAAAGUAAACAAUAUGAAUUUUUAAAAACCCAUCUUGAAGUUCUAAAUCAACGCAAAGAUCAAUUGGAAAAAUAUUCAUUAACAAAAGGAUUGGAAUUUGAAGAAAAUAUGUUACAAGAUAAAAUAGAUAAUGUAUGGAAGUAUUUCAACGAUAAGGAUUCUAAAUUGGAUGAAGAAAUUAAAGAACUAGAAUUGAAAUUGGCUAAUCGACAGGAGAUGGUAUCUAAAAUGUUUGAGAAAGAGUGUAACCAGUACAAGAAAUCUAUAGAGAAACUUAACAAUGAAAACAGUGUAUUAAAUAAAAAGUUAUGCUUGAUUAGUAAGAUCAGAGAAGACUCAAACGAAUGACCCAUAAAAUAACUUAAGUAUUUUGUUUUAACAAGUGUUAAGCAAUAAUAAUUCUUCUUUAUAAAUAUUGUGCAAUUGUACAAUAAUAAGGAUUUUAGAUACAACUAAACGUUGUAAUUAAUUAUAUUUAUUUUUAACUAAUCAUACUGUUAUAAAUUAAAAAUUAAAAUCAAAUCUAUU